Molecule: messenger RNA, 549 nt
Organism: Pseudocercospora fijiensis CIRAD86
Lineage: Eukaryota; Fungi; Ascomycota; Dothideomycetes; Mycosphaerellales; Mycosphaerellaceae
Exons: 10
Coding region: 1-549 (182 amino acids)
Source: RefSeq, a predicted model, not a curated record
AUGUGUCCUGACUACCAAGAGGCGGCCACACUUGUGAACGAGGAUAUUUUGUCCAAGUGUUGGCAAUGGCAGCUAAAUGGUGCGGAUGAAGGGUCUGUUACAGUAACGAGCUCCACAGACUGUGCGAUGACGGUUUCCAGAGUGACAAGAGUGACGACUGACGCGUUGUCCCCGUGGUCAGCAGCGUGUGCUAUGUUAAAAGGCCGCUUCUUCGCAGCACAGUUCCACGUGAUAAGAUUGUGCCGCGGUAAGAGCUCUAGGUAUGGGAAGAUCUGGGCAGCAGCUGUCUUGGGCAUGUUGACCCCAGCAUGCGUAAGCCUGCAGUACAAAAGGCCCAUCCCAUCUUGGGAGCAAUGCGUGUAUAAUAUACAGAUGGCCAAGAAGAAACGAGGAAGCGUCGGAAGUCUCUGGAAUCUGGCAGGCGCCAAACGAAAGACGGCGAAGGAAUCUGCUUUUCUCUUUUCCGCACCAGCCAAGAUUCGAGACCAGCCAAAGGGAAAGCGAAAUGAGAAGCACCAGAUGAGAAUCGUGAAGAAAAGCUUCUAUUAA